CAGCCUAAGUGAGGGAGAAAAGUGCGCCCUCUUCUACAUGCUGUCACACACCUUCAACAGUGGGCCUCCACCGCGGAACGGAAAGACGCUUCUGAAGAAGGUGCAAGAGCAAGGCGUCGUCGGUGUGGCCCACAACGCGACCAUGAGCAUCGCCCUUGGUCACGUCCUCAAGGGUUUGGUGGCCAGCAAGUACGCGCAGAGGGACACGGCCGAGAACGUACUGCACACGCUGAAGCCCUCCGGACAUCUGGACCAGGGUCACGCCGUGGUCGACCACGUGUACGGACCUACGGUGGCCGUGCACCUGGGAACGGUGUCUUCGUGGUCAAAUAGCAAGAUGCCCACCAUUGGGGGCGGCGGUCUGUGGACAACGCCCACGUGUCCCCGGCAGUUCCGGGUUGCUGAUAGGACGGCGAGACUCACCGAUGCAGAAAUACUCGGAACCCUGGAUGGUUUUAUCCUGGCCAUGACGAUGAAGAGAAUGAACAAAGAUCGACCGCGCCGACUAAGCCAGAUUAUUGACGGCUACUACAGCUUCAGGGGCAUCCGGGAACUCCUUCCCGAGUUCCCCGAGGGCCUUUCUUUUUGCAAGCGGAAGCAGGCCGUGGCGCGGCUACUGUCAGCACCCAGGCUAGAAGAACAAGUGGUGCUGGUGGCGAGAAUGUACGCUCAACUGGUCAACGACGCCGAGUUGAAGCGCAGCGCACUGAAGAACUCCCUGCUGCCCACCCUCAAGAGCUUUCACUCUAGGCUUGACCAUCUGCUCAAACCAUCAAAGGAGUGCCUUGAAAACAACGAUGAUAACCUGGGUACGUAA
Dermacentor albipictus is the source of this 817-nucleotide messenger RNA. The record is from RefSeq and is a predicted model, not a curated record. Lineage: Eukaryota; Metazoa; Arthropoda; Arachnida; Ixodida; Ixodidae.